Arachis ipaensis is the source of this 960-nucleotide messenger RNA. NCBI's taxonomy places the organism in Eukaryota, Viridiplantae, Streptophyta, Magnoliopsida, Fabales, Fabaceae. The record is from RefSeq and is a predicted model, not a curated record.
CAAUGGACAAACGCAUGUGGACUGAUGAAGAAACUGAAGCAUUUGUUGGUUUCAUGGAGGAGUGUGUUGUUGAUGGUUUAAAAGCUGAUUGUGGACAAUUUAGACCAGGAACUUUUGAAAAAUUAGCCUUGAAGAUGUUGGAAGCAUUCCCAACUUGUACGGUAACUGCCAAGCAUUGUAAGAAUAAGCAUAAGCGACUGAAGGAGAAGUAUCAAUAUGCCUCUGAGAUGCUGGCAUGCAGUGGAUUUGGGUGGAAUUCUGAAAAACAGUGCGUAGAUGUUGACAGUAGAGCGUUCUUGAUGCGUGGAUGAAGGCACACCCAACCAAAUUUUAUACUCCUGGUAAGCCAUUCCCUUUGUUCCACCGAUUAGAGGGUAUAUUUGGAAAGGAUCGAGCCACGGGUGCAGGUGCAGUCAGUGGUUUUGACGCACAGGAGCAAGUUCAAGAGGAGGAGGAAGAUCAUUGUCCAAGUUUGGACGAUUUUGGAAUGUCAGCAAAUGUAAGUUUUCAUGAUGGACAAGGAGCAGGUUCACACUCUGAUGCUUGUGUAGCUAGCGGAAGGCAUUCGGGAAAGAAGCAGAAGCAAAAUGAUAUUCUAGAGAGGAUGGUUGAACAGGUGCAAUUUUUGACUGCUGAACAAGGAAGGAAUGCCCAAGUUCUUGCUGAUGUUAUAUCUGGGGUGAAUGAGAAGUUCAUGGUCGGUGAGAAGCUUGAACAGCUUGGAUUCGAUAACGAUGAGGUGGUGCAGGUUGCAGUGAAGUUUGCUAAUAAUGCACAGAUGGAGAAGGUUUUUUGGGGUUUGAAGGAUUCUCAGAAGAGUGGUUAUGUGCGAUCCAUUCUCAAUUAGAAUAAGUGGUUCUAGUUAACGAAUCUUGUUGAACAUAGUUAGGAUGAUUUAGUUAUUUUUAUGAAUUCAAUAACUAGUUAGGAUGAUUUAGUUAUUUUUAUGAAUUUAGGAUG